UUGGCUUUUCAUCUCUAAGCAACAAUAUUUAUGUCAAUAAAAUUUCAAACAGAAUUAUAGACAGUUAAUAUAAAACUGGUCUUCUUUGUUCAUAUCAUUUUUUUAAAAAAAAAUUAAAAAAUAAAAUUAGUUCUGUGGUUUCGCAGAUUUCGCGCACGCGAAAAACAGUUGCUCAAGCGAAGUUGAUAGAACAUAAGUCGGUGCGUUUUUUGGGGCGUCUGUUAGACAGAAGAGUGUUGGAGUAGUACACUGUUUUAAAGAGGGCGUUCGUUACGAGAUUUAUCAAACUACUUAGGCUAACAUGGAAGAAUCAACUGCUGUCAUCAUUUUGUCCAUUACAUCAAUCAUUGUUGUACCACUCAAUGCUUUGUGUCUACUUGUCAUAGGUUGUUCAAAAUACCUUCGUACAAAAACCAUCAGUAUAAUAACAAGUGGCUUGCUUUCAAUGCAUUUACUUCAAGGUGUGUUCGUCAUGCCAUUUUACGCACUAAAACGCAAAUACGAAAGUAAACUCUAUUGCGUCAUCUUUCGAUUUACAUAUAUGAUAACGUUUUAUGGAACUUGUAUGUUGGUGCUCAUCAUAAGUAUCGAUCGACUUCUUGCUACUAAACUAAUGACAGCAUAUCGAAUCAGAGUGACAAACAAGCGAGUUUCUGUCACCAUCCUUUUCUCAAUGAUCUACAUAAUUAUAUUAUCUUUGAUACCGUUUCUAAACCAAAAUCAACAGUGUUUAUACAAUCCACAGAAAGAAUGGGUGCUAUGCAUGUUGUUUGUAAACUGUGCUCUCCCUUAUUUUUUUGUUGUUCUUAUAUACAUUUGUAUCGUAUGUAGAAUAAAGAGCUCCUUACAAAUACUUGGUCCAGGACGACUUCACAACAACAUUAGUAACAGAUUCAAUACAUUGAAUAACAAAUUGACAAAGUUUACUUUGUACGUUGGGCUAACAUAUGGUAUCGCUUGGACACCAUCAAUAUUUUACUAUGUCCUUCUGCAUUUAGCACCAAGCGCGUUUCCAAAAGACUAUGUCAGUUCAACAGCUGAAAAUUUUAUAUCGUUUUUCAUGAAGUACAUAAAAUGUUUAGAGGGUGUGACCACUCCAAUAUUGUAUUGCUAUUUUCAUGCAGGAUUUCGAAAAGAGUUCAAACGUAAGUGCUCCAAACACAGAAUAACUGUGGCUACAAUAAGAUUGUCGGUGUGUCAACACAAACAAUGUAUUACACGCUGAUCAAUGAAACGAAUUAAUUAAUAAUUCUCUACAUAAUCAACACAUAAGAAAAGUCAGAUAUAGCUUUUCGAAAACAUUCUCUGUAAAAUUUAUGGGAUAACAACACACAGAUGUGUAAAUAUCAUAUUUAUAUAAUAUUUUAGAUUAGUUAUGCACUUAUUGAAGCUUACUGGUGGAAAAAAAUAUCUUAUGCAUUUUUGGUGUUAAAAUGAGAUAUGUAAUUUUUUUUCAUACAGUCAAACGUGUAAAAUGACAUCAAAGAAUAAAAAGAACAAAAUGGUAAAAAGAAUUGUAAAUCCCAAAACUAUUUUGAAGAAACGUCAUUAAAAAGAGCGUAUUCCUUUUAUAAAUUCCUAUUCUUUUCUUUUCAUAACUAAAAGUCUGAAAAACUACAAUUUUAAAAUAGUUGUGGCAUUGUUGUGUCAGAUCUCUUGGAUUGAAAAUCAGUUUUGAACAGUUUAGAAAUUUGUGCUGUUAAAUACAAGGCCUAAGGUCAAAAGCACAGAUCGAGCUUGUGCUAAGUAUCAACUUCACCAUCUCACUGUACCUCCCCCGAAAAAUAAAUUUGCCUAUGCAAACUAGAAUUUGGAAACCUUUUCAAGUGACUAAAAAGAAAAAAUAUUAAUAUUUUAACAAUUCCAAAACAAAUUCAAAUCAAUUAUGAUGUGAAUUGCACAGAAAAUCUGGUUAAUGUGAACGACCUUUUCGUGUAUGCUGUUGAAGUCUGUUUACUU
Messenger RNA from Hydractinia symbiolongicarpus, 1959 nucleotides. RefSeq names its product trace amine-associated receptor 7f-like. Bases 302 to 1225 code for a protein of 307 amino acids. Gene Ontology annotation, molecular function: G protein-coupled receptor activity; peptide binding. Gene Ontology annotation, biological process: G protein-coupled receptor signaling pathway. The transcript has 2 exons. NCBI's taxonomy places the organism in Eukaryota, Metazoa, Cnidaria, Hydrozoa, Anthoathecata, Hydractiniidae. Gene Ontology annotation, cellular component: membrane. The record is from RefSeq and is a predicted model, not a curated record.